Molecule: messenger RNA, 3249 nt
Organism: Plasmodium gaboni
Lineage: Eukaryota; Apicomplexa; Aconoidasida; Haemosporida; Plasmodiidae
Product: putative FAD-dependent monooxygenase
Exons: 1
Coding region: 1-3249 (1082 amino acids)
Molecular function (GO): FAD binding
Source: RefSeq, a predicted model, not a curated record
AUGAAGGUAAGAAAAACUUUCGUUUUAAUUAUAGGUGGAGGGCCAACAGGUAUAACAAGUGGAUUGUAUUUACAGAAAUAUAAUAUACCACAUAUAUUGAUAGAAAAAGAUAAAUGUAUAGAAAAAAUUCCAAAGGCUCAUUAUUAUAAUAAUCAAACUAUGGAAGCAUGGAGAAGCAUUUAUCAUUUAGAUAAAUGUUUUAUGAAUGAAACCGAGAAUUUAGAUUUCUGGAAGUGUUUUCAAUAUUCUUUAAGUCUUCAUAAAGAGAAAAUUAUAAGUAUAUAUAAUAAUUUUAUGAAUAAAUAUACAUAUAAAAAUACAUAUUAUGAAGAUAUUAGUCCAUCUAAAGUUACUCAUUUGUCUCAGUAUAAAUUAUUAGGUAUUUUAUAUAAUUAUUAUUUCUUUAAAAAUAAAAAAUCUAAUAAAAAACGUGAAUUUUUAAAAAAUAUAAAAUUAAAAUUUUCAACAUAUAAAAUAUUAAGAUUGAUAAAUGAACAUAGUCUCAUAAAAAAUGAUGUAGAUGAUAAAAAUAUAUAUAAUAUUGAUGAUAAGAAAAAAAAAAAAUUGAUAAAUGAUAAUUCUUCAAAAUAUGGUUCCUAUGAUAUAUCCGAAAUGUUAAUAGGAUAUGAAUUUAUAGAUUUUAUAAAAAAUGUAAAUGAUUUAAAAAAGAUUGAUAAUAAUUCUUCACUUUCAGAAGAGAAAAAAAUCAUGUUAGAAAAAGGGUGUGUCCAUAAUAUUUCUGAUGAUAAUAAUAAAUAUAAUGAAUAUAUGAAUUUAAAUAUUGAACCUGGUGAUAUUCCAAAAGAUAUGGAAGAUAAUAAUAAAUGUGAUGAUAAUAUUUAUAAUAGUACAAAUUAUUGUUAUGAAGAUAUCUGCAAUUAUGUAAUAACUAAAAUUAGAAAUGUAGAAACCAAUUUAGAAGAGAUGAUAUUAAGUGAUUAUGUAUUUGUUUGUGAAGGUGGGAAAAGUAAUAUAAAGAAUGUUUUAAAUAUUAAUGAUGAGAAUAUAAAAAAUUAUAUGAAAUUUAUAAAUAUACAUUUCAGUUCUAAAUAUUUAAGUACAUUAAUGAUAUAUAAUCCAUCAAUGUUAUAUUUCUUAUUUAAUGAAUAUAUAGGUAUAUUAGUAUGUCAUGAUUAUAAUAAAGGAAAUGUAGUAUUACAUAUUCCUUAUAUAACCGAAAGAGAAAUGUUACUUUAUAGUAACCGUAAUAAAAUAAUACAAAUUAUUAAUAAAUUAAUAGGUUUUAAUUUAUAUGAUAUACAUAUACAUAAUAUAUAUAAAUGGACUAUGCAUAGUUCUAUUGCAUCUACAUUUAUAGAUAAUUAUACAAAGCGUAUAUUUCUAUUAGGAGAUUCAGCACAUAAAUUACCACCAUCAGGAGGAUUUGGAUUAAAUCUGGGUAUAGGAGAUGUAGUAAAUAUUUCUUGGAAAAUUAUAAGAAUUUUUAAUUUACAGCAAAAGAAAAUAAAUCACUUUUUUUCUACAAAAGGGAUUAAUAAUUAUCAGUCUACUGAUCUAAAGGAUGACUUAUAUAAUGAUAGUACAUUAUCUAAUUCUAUUGUUAAUUUAAUUAAUAAUGAAAUAAAAAAAAAAAAAUUUAUAAUGAAUAUUUUAAUUACUGAGAAGGAACAAAAUAUGAUAUAUAAUUAUAUACAAUCUUAUAAUAUAGAGAGGAAGUUGGUGGCAAAUUUUACUAUUACUCAAGCUGAAAAUAAUUAUGAGAAAGGAAAAAAUAUACCAUAUAUUUUAGGGUACAACCAGAAUAAUAUAUUAAUAGAUAGGUUAUCAAAGAUAUAUAACAAUAAACAUACAAAAUGUAACAAUAAUAAUAAUAAAACAAAUUGUAAUAGUUAUAAUAAUAACUACAUCAAUUAUAGUAAUGAUAUGUCCAGGGGAUAUAACAAAGUUUACUUUAAGAUUUUACAAAGUUCUUUACUUUUUCAUACUCUUCUUCAAAGUUCCAAGAAAAUUAUCAACAUGUUUAAUCAUAUUCCAUUUAUUUUUUCUUAUAAAAAAAAAAAAAUAAAAAAUUUAGUAAACACAAGGGAAAAUAUUUUAGCCUUAUUAUAUCCAGGCGUCGAUUUCUGUUAUUCUUAUAUUAAUACAUUAAAUGACAUAGAAGAAAAUAAAAAUGAUGACAAAAUUAUUAAUAACAAUUCUUUUAAUUGUAAUCAUAUAAAAAAUCAAAAUAUGUUACAUAUAAAUAAUUAUAAUAAUAAGGAAGAAAAAAUACAAAAACAAAAAGAUCAUAAUGACAUAAAUAUUGUAAGAAAAUAUUAUGAUAAUAUAGAAUAUAUGAAUAAUGUAUAUGACCAAAAUAAUUUAAAACAUAAAUAUGAAAAUCAUAUACAUAUAAAUAAAUUACCAAAUGAUAAAUUGAAUUCACAAAAUAUCAAUAACACAAAAAAUAAUUUGUUAAAAAAUAUGAGCACUUCUAGUUGUUAUAAUAUUGAAAAUAGUUAUGAUAAAGAACAAAACAAAUUAUAUGAUACAAACAAAAAAUUAUAUAAGAACAAAAUUUUUUCUAGUAAUAAUAAUAUGGAAUAUAUUCCUAAAUUAAAAGUAUGUAAAAAUAUAUAUGAAUAUGAAAUACCUAAUAUAAUUGGAUCUAAAAUACCUCAUUUUAAUCUCUAUACAUUAGAUAAAAAUUAUGUAUAUAAAUUAUCAUCAGUUGAUUUACCUAUAUUAAAUAAUCCUUCAUUAUCUAUUCUCAUCCUUCUUUUUGAUGAAUUACUUUUAUAUGAAACAAUUAAUUUUUUGUUACUUCAUAAUAUACCAAAUGACAUGUUUUCUUUGUGUCUAUGGGACUCAGAUGUUUUCCUAUAUAAAGAUAAGACAAGUGGAAACAUACAAUUAAUAAAAGAAGAAACUUAUAAUAACAUGGAUAAUCAAACUAUAUCUAUGGAUCACGUUCCAAUAAACCACUACGUUUUGUUUAACAAUGCGAAUGAUGAACACGAACCCACUGGAGACAUUUCACAUGUGAAGCAUAUAAGUGAGAUUACAAAUGGAGUUACAGAAAUAAAAGAAAAUAAUAAUAAUAAUAAUACUGAUAUUAAUAAUCAUAGGGGUAAAAGAUCUAUCAAUUAUGUAUUUACAUCAAGUAUUAUAAAAAAUAUGUUUCUAAACAUUGUAGGGGUUAAUUCAAAUAAUGCGUAUGUUAUUUUAAGACCCGAUAAGCAUAUUAUAUCAGCUAAUGUUAAUAAUUUAUUUGAUGAAAUUAAAAAAAUAAAUAAUAUAUAUAUAUGA